AUGCAUUGUUUUUGCUCUUUCUGUCUCGCCUUCUUGCCCUCUCUCUUUAUCUCUCUCCCUAUCUAUCACAGUCUUUUCAUAUCUAUCUAUCUAUCUAUCUAUCUAUCUAUCUAUCUAUCUAUCUCAAUCUGUCCCCCUGUGUCUCUCAUAUGUUUUUCUCUCUCUCUAUCUUCUCUCUCUCUUUCUCUCUCUCUCUUUCUCUCUCUCUCUUUCUCUCUCUCUCUUUCUAUCGGUCUGUCUGUCUGUCGCUCUAUAUCUCUCUAUCUCUCAGUAUCGAUCUGUCUGUCUGUCUUUCGCUCUCUCUCUCUCUCUCUGUAUUGGUCUGUCUGUCUGUCACUCACUCUCUCUAUCUCUCUGUAUCGGUGUCUCUUCUGUCUCUCUAUCUCUCUGUAUCGGUCUGUCUGUCUAUCAGUCGCUCCCUUGCUAUAUCUCUCUGUAUCGGUCUGUCUGUCUAUCAGUCGCUCCCUUGCUAUAUCUCUCUGUAUCGGUCUGUCUGUCUGUCUUUCGCUCUCUCUUUCUCUCUCUCUCUGUAUUGGUCUGUCUGUCUGUCACUCACUCUCUCUAUCUCUGUGUAUCGGUGUCUCUUCUGUCUCUCUAUCUCUCUGUAUCUGUCUGUCUGUCUAUCAGUCGCUCCUUGCUAUAUCUCUCUGUAUCGGUCUGUCUGUCUGUCUUUCGCUAUCUCUAUCUCUCUGUAUUGGUCUGUCUGUCUGUCACUCACUCUCUCUAUCUCUCUGUAUCGGUCUGUCUGUCUAUCAGUCGCUCCCUUGCUAUAUCUCUCUGUAUCGGUCUGUCUGUCUGUCUUUCGCUCUCUCGCUCUCUCUCUGUAUUGGUCUGUCUGUCUGUCACUCUCUCUCUCUCUCUCUCUGUGUAUCGGUGUCUCUUCUGUCUCUCUAUCUCUCUGUAUCGGUCUGUCUGUCUAUCAGUCGCUCCCUUGCUAUAUCUCUCUGCAUCGGUCUGUCUGUCUGUCUUUCGCUCUCUCUCUCUCUCUCUCUCUCUGUAUCGGUCUGUCUGUCUGUUACUCUCUCUCUGUGUCUCUCUGUAUCGGUGUCUCUGUCUGUCUGUCUGUCUGUCUGUCUCUCUAUCUCUCUGUAUCGGUCUGUCUGUCUCUCUAUCUCUCUGUAUCGGUCUGUCUGUCUCUCUAUCUCUCUGUAUCGGCCUGUCUGUUUGUCGCUCUCUAUAUCUGGCGCCGUAUUUCUGUCUCCUUUUCUCUGUUUCUAUGCCUGUCUGCCUGUCUUCGUCUAUGUAUGUCUCUGUCUCUCUCUUUCUCUCUGUGACUUUGCCUCUCUCUUUCUCUCCGUCUCUGCAUCUCUUUCUAUCUUUGUAUCUGUAUGUGCGUCUCUCUCUCUCUCUCUCUGUCUGUGCCUCUGUCACUCUCUUUCUCUCUAUCUCUCUAUUUCUCUCUGUAUUUCAGUUUCUCUCUCUGUAUCUGUCCCUCUCUCUCUCUGUCUCUCUUUCUCUCUGUCAGUUUCUCUCUAUCUCUCUGUCUUACCUUCUCUCUCUUUCUCCCUGUUUCUGGAUCUCUCUCUCUCUCUCUCUCUUUGUUACUCUCUCUGUGUUUUUGUAAGCCUCUCUCUCUCUGUGUCCCUGUCUGUCUUUCUCUGUCUGUAUGAGGUUCUAUCUCUCUUUUUCUCUGCCUUUGUCUCUCUCUCUGUAUUUUUAUCUCUCUGUUUCCAUCUCUUUUUCUCUCUUUGUCUCUGUCAGUUUCUCUCUGUCUCCCUGUGUCUCCUUUUCUCUCUUUCUCACUCUGUAUAUCUCUUUCUCUGUCUUUCUCUCUCUCUCUUUCUAUCUCUCUCUUUCACUCCGUCUCUCAAUUUCUCUCUGUAUCUCUGUCUCUGCCUGCCUUCUGUGUCGCCGUCUCCCUCUUUCUCUCUGUGUAUUUGUCUUUCUCUUUCUCUCAGUCUCUGCAUCUCUUUCUCUUUCUACGUCUCUGUCAUUCUCUAUCUGUAUGUCUCUCUCUCUCUGUCUCUCUGUGCCUUUGCCACUCUCUUUCGUCCGUCUCUCUAUUUCUCUCUGUCUCUGUUCCUCUCUCUCUGUCUCUCUUUGUCUCUGGCAGUUUAUCUCUAUCUCUCUGUAUCACCUUCUCUCUCUUUCUUCCUAUUUCUGUAUCUCUCUCUCUGUUUCUGUCAGUCUUUCUCUCUCUGUCUUACCUUCUCUCUCUUUCUCCCUGUUUCUAGAUCUCUCUCUCUGUUUCUCUCUCUCUGUUUCUGUCAGCCUCUCUCUCUGUCUCUGUCCCUGUCUGUCUUUCUCUGUCUCUAUGAGGUUCUAUCUCUCUUUUUCUUUGCCUCUUUCUGUCUCUCUAUAUCUCUUUCUCUCUCUCUUUGUCUCUGUCAGUUUCUCUCUAUCUCUCUGUAUCACCUUUUUCACCCUGUUUCUUUAUCUCUUUCUCUCUCUCUCUGUCCCUGCCUGUCUUUCUCUCUCUGUAUGAGGUUCUAUCUCUCUUUUUCUCUGCCUCUGUCUGUCUCUCUGUAUCUUUAUCUCUCUGUAUCUCUUUCUCUCUCUCUUUGUCUCUGUCAGCUUCUCUCUGUCUGCUUGUGUUUCCUUGUCUCUCUUUCUCACUCUGUGUAUCUCUUUCUCUAUCUUUCUCUCUCUCUGUCUCUAUCUCUCUCUUUCUCUCCGUCUCUCAAUUUCUCUUUGUCGCUGUAUCUCUGUCUCUGCCUGCCUUCUACUUUCUUUCUUUCUUUCUUUCUUUCUUUCUUUCUUUUUUUUUUCUUUCUGUCAUACUUUCUAACUUUCUUCUUCGUCACCCAUUCUCUCUUCUCACAAGUUAUUUCUCGUUACACUUUCUUUCUUUCCUUUUUCUUUGAAAAUUUUCUUUUUUGUCACCUUUUUCCUUCUUUCUUUCCUUCUUUCUUUCUUUCUUUCUUUCUUUCUUUCUUUCUUUCUUUCUUUCUUUCUUUCUUUUCAAGCGAUACUUCUCUCUUUUUAACAUUUCACUUUCUUUCUUUCAUUAUUUGUUUCUUUCUUCUCAAACACUAUUUCACUCUUUUUCUCAUGUCACUUUCUUUCUUUCUUUUUCUAAAAUGA
Molecule: messenger RNA, 3024 nt
Organism: Acanthosepion pharaonis
Lineage: Eukaryota; Metazoa; Mollusca; Cephalopoda; Sepiida; Sepiidae
Source: the annotation of a GenBank genome assembly